Molecule: messenger RNA, 1036 nt
Organism: Trichoderma virens Gv29-8
Lineage: Eukaryota; Fungi; Ascomycota; Sordariomycetes; Hypocreales; Hypocreaceae
Exons: 5
Coding region: 109-942 (277 amino acids)
Biological process (GO): ubiquitin-dependent protein catabolic process
Cellular component (GO): proteasome core complex; proteasome core complex, alpha-subunit complex
Source: RefSeq, a predicted model, not a curated record
CUCAGAAUAGCUUCGACUCUAGCAAAGCAUAGCAUUGGAGCACCGCAGAUUCACACGCAACGAGCACGCAGAACAAUCCGCUGGUAGACCGUCGAUAAGCAUCCAGCCAUGGCGGACAGAUACUCCUUCUCCCUCACAACAUUCUCGCCCAGCGGCAAGCUGGUGCAAAUCGAGUAUGCUCUGAAUGCGGUCAACCAGGGUAUCACUGCUCUGGGUAUCAAAGCUACGAAUGGCAUCGUCCUCGCCACCGAAAAGAAGUCGUCGUCCCCUCUCGCCGACCAGAGCAGCCUGUCCAAGAUUAGCCACAUCACCCCCAACAUCGGCACCGUCUACUCCGGCAUGGGCCCAGACUACAGAGUACUUGUCGACCGAGCGCGCAAGGUUUCUCACACAGGCUACAAGCGCAUCUACAACGAAUACCCUCCCACCAGAAUACUUGUGCAGGAUGUGGCCAGAGUCAUGCAGGAGGCUACUCAGUCGGCUGGUGUUCGGCCAUACGGCGUCAGCAUGCUGAUUGCCGGCUGGGACGAGGGCAUCGACCCCGAGGAGGAGGAAACCGAGGCCAAGGAGGGCGAGGAGGUGAAGAAGACAAAAAAGACUGGCGGCAUCCACAAGGGAGGCCCCAUGUUGUAUCAGGUCGACCCAACAGGCAGUUAUUUCCCCUGGAAGGCCACGGCCAUUGGCAAGAGUGCGACCAAGGCCAAGACCUUUUUGGAGAAGCGAUACUCGGAGGAGCUGGAGCUGGAAGACGCCAUCCACAUUGCUCUGUUGACGCUCAAGGACAACAUUGAGGGUGAAAUGAGCGGGGAUUCCAUUGAGAUUGGCAUUGUUGGCCCCCCAGCUGACCACCUGCUGGGCGUCGAGGGAGUGGAGGGUGCUACGGGCCCUCGGUUUAGAAAGCUGACUCCUCAGGAGAUUGAGGAUUACUUGUCAAGUCUAUGAUAGACAUGCCGGUACGCGGAAUGAUGAUGAAGCAGGCUUUGAUGUACAAUAAUGAGGCAUAAAGCUUAAUAAACAAAAGAAUUUGGCACAUUAC